This is a messenger RNA of Penicillium vulpinum, 2070 nucleotides long. RefSeq lists its product as uncharacterized. The transcript is spliced from 15 exons. NCBI's taxonomy places the organism in Eukaryota, Fungi, Ascomycota, Eurotiomycetes, Eurotiales, Aspergillaceae. The coding region runs from base 1 to 2070 and encodes 689 amino acids. The record is from RefSeq and is a predicted model, not a curated record.
AUGGCCGUCUUUCAGCAACCUCCCUCCGCCACACUCCCGCCUCCUUCGACCACGCACCCACCGCCCACCGCUUUCUGCCUCAGACAGCCAUUUCGUGAGGGCUCAUUCGUAGCUCCACCACGCCUACUGGGGAGGGGGGCGCCGAAAAUAGCCUCCUUCACCACUAUACUAGCUGCACUCUGGCCAGCCCCCAGCCGCUAUAGCUAUAAAUACCCCUUUCCCACCCAUUCUCCGUCUAACACUGUCCUUAUUUCGACUCAAACACCACUCCAAAAAUCUCCCUCUGAUCUUCCGUUGUACUUUCUUCUAUUUAGUAGUGUCGUAGUUCCUUCGCACGCUCGGCGAAUUUUAUUAGCUAUAUAUCGUCGGACGCCUAAUACCGGCAACCACGAAAUCACGAGCGAAUCCUCUUGUACUUCUCCUAUCGAUACCGACAAUAAUAGACCGUUCGAGCCCGAUUCCUCUGAGACUGAUCUCACCGAGCUAGAGCGCUCCCCUCCAGCGGGUCGAACAAUUGCUCGGAAGAAGCUAAGCCUAAAGACUAGAACAAAAUCGUUACUAACAGUCCUAUCGAAUAUGGAACUACCGGAGGAUUACGGCCGAUCUAAUAAAACAAAGAAGUUAAAACUUCGACUAAAAGAGCAACCAUCCACUAAUUAUAAGUGGGGGGUUACGGAGGAUACACUGCGUAAGGCGUUACCGAAUAAUAUAUAUCGAUUUCUCAAUUGGUAUCUGAAGCUGGAGUAUAGCUAUACAAAGGCUAGCGCCCUUAAAGCGGAUUGGAAGUACUUCCGAAUUUACUACCAGCGAGUUACCAAAACCGAGAUAAGUAAAGAGAUAGGCGAGGCCGUUCGCACGGGUAUAAGAUACUUAGUGGAUAAGCGCGGUCUGGAUAUACAACCGCGCGCAAAUGUCCUAGAUCCGCACAGAGGACCUCCUAAGCCGAUAAUCGAACUCGAGCCCUACAAUACGUUUACGCUACCUGAAAUUAUCUACAGCGUAUCACUUAUCUUCAGCCCGUAUAUCCUACUCUUUAUUAUAUUAUUUUAUAUCUAUACCUUUAAAGCGCCUCACUUAAUAUCGAUAGAAGACCUUCGGAGACUGCUUAUCGAGGGUGGUCGACAGGAAAUACUACUUCCCUUAAAGAAAGAGAUAGAUAAUUACUAUAUCUUCCCAAAGGUCGAGGAGACACCAAUAAAUAGAAGCACACUCGACGCACAGCUCAGGAUAUCCAGUGAGAUAUACGGCUUCCUUAAUCAUUUUUUCUCUCACCAAUUCCGAUACAGAGGAGGUGAUUUACUCGACAAGAGUGGUUUUGUCAGUAAAGCACAGCGUAAUAUAAUUAUAGCCCACACCACUAGUAGAACGUUUAUUAAAUAUUAUCGUCCCCGUCGGUAUACUAGCUUACAAGAGAUUAUAUACGGCCUCAAUCCAGACGAAGAGUUCUUAAAGGCUAGACCUAGUGCGCUGAUCGCUCUUACAACCCAGUAUUUCGGGCGAUACUGGAGGACCAGAAGCGUUAAGUCCACAAUCUGCGCCGGCGUCUGUAAGACAAACAGCGGAAAGAAAUACACCGCGAUUUUAGUCGGAAACAGGCGACAGCUGACUGGUGGGGCUGUCAGUGAUAAGCCUACGCGCGAGGUAUUACGGAAGGAGUUUGAAAUACUAUCGGAGCAGAUUCUUCUUCCUACCACCGAUUUAUUAGAAGACGAGUGGACGCGGCGUAAUAAAGCUGUUGCGGCUGGAAUACAAUAUUGCAGCUUUCAGGAAGGUAGACCCCUUAAGGGACGACGGAAGCGCUCUGCCCCGUCCGACAAUAAGGAUAUCGUUCCCUCUCCGCCAGCUCGAAAGGAGAAGGGAUAUACCUCUGGCGGGAAAUAUAUCCCGAAUACAGAGCAAAUAUUCGUAUACUUCCAAUACCCUAAGACGUACUCCGACUAUAAUAGAGUGAAAAGGUAUUUCAGGAUAUUAUAUCUGACGGACCGGAUAUAUAAUUUCUGCGAUUUGUCUGUCCUGUACGAGAUACACUUGCGGAGGUAUACCGAGGAUAUCUAUAGCCUUCGAACAUAA